Lactuca virosa is the source of this 468-nucleotide messenger RNA. The record is from the annotation of a GenBank genome assembly. Lineage: Eukaryota; Viridiplantae; Streptophyta; Magnoliopsida; Asterales; Asteraceae.
AUGCUUGAAGCCAGAGUUAUUAGCAAAUUCUCUGGAAUGAUUAAUGAUUCAGAAUCUCGAAUUUUGGACAAGGUUGACUACACUGAUCAGACUAACGAACUUCGUGUUAAAUCUCAACGAUCUGAUUUUAUGGACUCCUCUUAUGGUCUCCGACGUACAGCAAGUUGUGAGCAACAACAGCAAUGGCAUGAACGCCGACGCUCCGACGGCGGUUCACCGGUUUCCACAGCUAAAGAGGCGGCGGCUGAAAAGAGAGAGAAGGAGAAGGGCGGCGAUUUCCGUUGGUCGAUGUCGCUGGCGAUUGAUGAUGGCGUUCCUGCUUCGGCACGACAGCAACGCCGGUGGUUGAUACUCGAUCUCGACAAGGUGGCUGGAGAAAGAGAUGAGGAAGAGCGGCGAUUUUGGUGGUCGCUAUCAUCGGUGGUCAGCAGCCCUCGUGGCCCAAGAUGUCUGACAGCCACGCUGUGA